Leptosia nina is the source of this 723-nucleotide messenger RNA. The record is from the annotation of a GenBank genome assembly. Lineage: Eukaryota; Metazoa; Arthropoda; Insecta; Lepidoptera; Pieridae.
AUGCAUUCUUUGUUAAUAUUAAAAUAUAUUUUGGCAUCAGUGUGUUUUGUAUACGCCAGUCCAGUUGCCUUUGAGGUUAAAAAAUGUGAAUCUUCCGAUUCCAAAUGUUUGAAAUCAGUCACUCAGGAAUUGAUACCAAGGUUUGCGGAAGGUUUAUCCAUCUUGAGCGUGGACCCCCUCGAUCCUAUGUUUGUGGACAAAGUUGAUGCGAGUACUCCUAAUCUCAAGUUAAUGCUGACUGAUCUCAAAAUAACUGGACUUAAGGGUUGCAUUGCAAAGAAAAUCGAACGUGAUGCGAAAAAAUCUUUUCUCUCAGUAACUCUGCAAUGUACUGUUGACGUUGAGGGCCAUUAUGACAUGAACGGACGUCUGUUGGUGCUACCACUCGAAGGAAAUGACAAGUUCCAAGCUAAAUUAGAUAGAGCAAUUUUCAAAGUAGAAGGCAAUUACGAAGAAAUCGAAAGAGAUGGUGAAAAAUAUUGGAACAUUAUAAAAUGGGACCACGGUUUCAAACUACAUGACAAAUCAACUGUGCAUUUCGACAACCUUUUCAAUGGAAAUAAGGAUUUAGCUCAAGCUGCGCAACAAGUGAUAUCAGAGAGUGGUAACGAAAUUAUCAAUGAAGUUGGACCUCCAGUAGUCAAAGCUAUCUUGACCAAAAUCGUUGACGGAGUACAAGAAUUCUUCCACGCUAUACCAUCUAAAGAUUUGGCAUUAGAUUAG